This is a messenger RNA of Nematostella vectensis (starlet sea anemone), 1985 nucleotides long. Its product is annotated as adenosine receptor A2a. The transcript has a single exon. Lineage: Eukaryota; Metazoa; Cnidaria; Anthozoa; Actiniaria; Edwardsiidae. Gene Ontology annotation, molecular function: G protein-coupled receptor activity. The record is from RefSeq and is a predicted model, not a curated record. Gene Ontology annotation, cellular component: membrane. Gene Ontology annotation, biological process: G protein-coupled receptor signaling pathway. Bases 637 to 1686 code for a protein of 349 amino acids.
UUAACCUAAUCCUUUUAAUUCAUCCUAAUCUUGAACCGGACCUCGGAAUUAUUGACAUUAGUGUUUGCUCGUGAAUUGAAUUUUGUCUAUUUGAACUGAGCCGCGCCAAGAAAUUACAACUCCAAACGUGAGUUAGUGUCAAUAAAACAUGACUGUAAGACUAUCCAAACUUCUUGUCAGAGGACAAACACAGCCACCAUCUGGUUUCAAGGAGGCAGGGCAAGAUUGAUUUAGCACGAACGCAUUUAGGUUUAAUCGUGUUUUACUGGGUAGCGGCCGUGGGAUCCUAUCGAGACUCUUGCCUUACACAGCAAGUACCGCAUCAUUUAAAUGCUUUCGUAAUAAGAGAGACAUCGCGAAGGGAAAAACAUGGAUCACGAUCAUGUAUUCUGGAAUAAAUCAUCAAGAAAAAUGGACCUGAUCCAACAAUCGAGCGUUUGCAUUUGGUAAUGGACAAAGGAAGCAGCAGUUAUUGACCAUUUAAAUUUAGAGAAUCUUGGGACAAACUACGACCAAACAGUCUAAAAUAUUAAAUCCCCAGGACAUUAAUUAUUUUCAGGUUUGCAUUAGCAUCAUCUCAAAUUCGUGGAAUGGUGCAAGAAGAAAAUGAGAUAAUUUUUGCGAUAAGUACCAAGCAUGGAUCACGAUCAAACGUUCUCGAACAACUCAUCAUCACCACCAACAUUUGAAUGCUCGUGGACAAAAACCGGCACUGAGCUGUGGUCGUACGUGACGCUUUGUACCCUGUCAUCCGUGCUAUCCCUCAUAAGUAACUCCGUAUUCCUGUUCACUGUCUACAAGACGCCAAGCAUCCAAACAGUGCCGAACUUCUUCGUGUGCUCCCUCUCAACAGCAGACCUGACUGCCGGGGUUGUUGCCAAUCCUCUGUACGCCUCUAUCGCGAUUACCGGUAUCUCACCGAGCGGGGCCUGGCUAUCCCUAGUGGAGAAGUUCAUAUGGAUUCAGACUCUUGUCGUUACUUCCUUCAGUCUGGCUUUGGUGAGUGUAGACCGCUGCAUUGCCAUCGUAUCACCGCUAAAAUACUAUAAUAUAGUGAGCGAGAGGAGAUGCUUUCUGUCCAUAUCGCUCGUGUGGAUCAUGUCAAUUCUGCUGGCGGUACCGGGACCCUUCUUGUCCGGUACGGACCUCGGUAUUUUUUGGCUGAAUUGCGGGGCGUUUUCGGUUCUUCUUCCCCUGCUUGUGAUUUCGUACUGCUACGUGCAAAUUUUCAGGGUCGUGAGACUUCAAUCGAAACAACUUCAUUCAAAACCUUUACCACGACGAUCAAUGUCAAGUUACAACAAGAAAGCAUCGGCGACCACAGCCAUCAUCAUCGCGUUAUUCAUUAUCCUCUUCACUCCAAAUUUCGUCUUUGCCUUUUUAUUUGGGUUGGCUAAGGAUGAGUGCGAGGUAUCUGGUCUGCUUGGGCCGUGGCUAUGGGCUCUUCUUAUAGCGUAUAGUGGAUCGUUCCUUAACCCGUGGAUAUAUGGACUUCGGAAUAGCGAGAUUCGACGCGCGAUGAGGAAAGUCUUCGGUGGGUCGGCGGUAUGCAGGGUAAACUCGCAGUGCGACAAAGAACUGCAUUCAGAGAUGGGGUCUUUGAAGGCGUAUAGAACGAGGGAUAAUGGAAUGGGUAAAAGUAUAGAUCAAAGGGAUAGGGAUGUCUCGCUCAAAACUGUCGCUUGACAAUGGAAUUGGCACACAGUAUUGAUGAAUUGGGUGUCUCGUUUAAGACCAUCGCUUGACACUUGAGUCUAGUAUCAAUGAAUUGGGUGUCUCGUUUAAGACUAUCGCUUGAUAUUAAGAGACGCUAGAACGAGGGGCAUGGAAUGGGUACAAGUAUAGAUAAGCAAUCGUUAGAUACUAAGAGAAAAUAGACACGAUGUCUCAUUUCAUUUCACUGAAACUGAUGUGGCAACAUAAAAGUGUGUUCAGGGGCGUAGACAGGAGGGCGGCCUAGCCCCCCCCCCCCUCCCUUUUAGCAG